ACAUGUUGGGUUCUACAGAUAAGAUGGAAACAAAAUCCUACUGAAAUAAGAUAUAAAACAAAGUACAGGAAUUCUGUAAUGAUCUUAAACAGCAGAUGGUUCAUAUUGGAAACCAUUAGAAUUUGUUUGGUUUUCAUCAGGUGUUACUCCUAUUAUAGAUGCCCAUGAAUGGCAGGAAAGAAUCGAUUCUCUGAAUCGGACAGGUUUGAGUAUUUGCAGGGGCUGGUUACAGAGUUUCAAGACACAGACAAUGAGGAGGCUAAAGAGCAAGUGCUGGCAAACUUGGCCAACUUUGCCUACGAUCCAUCCAAUGUAGAAGCCCUACAGAUGCUCCAGGUCACAGAUCUCUUCCUGGACAUGCUGACAGAAGAAAAUGAGAACUUUGUUGAGUUUGGAAUUGGUGGUUUGUGCAACCUGAGUAUGGACCGGGAGUCCCGUGAUCAGAUCAUUCAAAGCGGUGGAAUUCCAUUAGUUGUAGGCUGCUUGUCAAGUAACCGGGAUGAAACGGUUCUUUCUGCCAUCACAACAUUAAUAAACCUCACCACAACCACCACGCGUGCGGAAACCACAGCCACUGCAGUGGUACAGUGCAUGCUGCGGUUCUCUCUCAAUCAGAACCCACGACUCAGGAACCUGGCUUCUGUCUUUCUGGAGGACUGCUGCACACAAGAACAAGUCAACAAAGCCCAAGAUGCAAUGCAGGGACAGAGCCAAUCAGCUGUGGGGAUUCCACUUCCAGUAGAUUAAAGACUUGUGUUUGUUACUGUUACUGUUACUGACAAUGUUGUAUUUAAGAGGAAUUCUGGUAAGAUGUGUCUUAAACAGUGAGAUCAUUUACAAAAUAAAUUGCUACUGAGAAAUACUUGA
Molecule: messenger RNA, 867 nt
Organism: Paramisgurnus dabryanus
Lineage: Eukaryota; Metazoa; Chordata; Actinopteri; Cypriniformes; Cobitidae
Source: RefSeq, a predicted model, not a curated record